AAUAUGAUUCCCGUCCUCAUUACCCGACGGGUUUCAAGGAGACUUCUUGGGGGAGGACAGAGAGGAAACGAUCGGAAAGAAAUGGCGUGGAGGGGACAUCUCUCGCGAAAUCUGAAGGAGCUCAGGUUCCUCUACUGCCAGACUUCGUCCGCCAGCACCCAAGCCCGGGAAUUUGUGCAUAGGAAUUACAAGGAUCUGAAGACCCUAAAUCCCAAGCUUCCCAUCUUGAUCCGCGAAUGCAGCGGAGUAGAGCCUCAGCUGUGGGCGAGAUAUGAAAUGGGUGUUGAGAGAUGUGUUCGUCUGGAUGGUUUGACAGAGGCUCAGAUUAACAAGAAACUUGAGGAACUUGUUAAAGCAGGAGAAGCACUGAAAGCUUGAUGGUUUUAAGUUUGUAUUGUAUUCUGCUGUUUGCAAUAACUAAUUUGAAAUAAAAACAAACUGCCACCUCGCACAACUAUCCCAAAGCAUGAUUUAAAGCAAUGUUCUAUCUCUUUAUUUUGCUAAAGUUUGGUAUGAAUAUUCAAACUAAAUAUUCUUGGAAAAAGCUUUUCUGUUUGGUAAU
This is a messenger RNA of Elaeis guineensis (African oil palm), 562 nucleotides long. Its product is annotated as NADH dehydrogenase [ubiquinone] 1 alpha subcomplex subunit 2. The record is from RefSeq and is a predicted model, not a curated record. Gene Ontology annotation, cellular component: respiratory chain complex I. Lineage: Eukaryota; Viridiplantae; Streptophyta; Magnoliopsida; Arecales; Arecaceae.